Pistacia vera is the source of this 758-nucleotide messenger RNA. RefSeq lists its product as uncharacterized. Lineage: Eukaryota; Viridiplantae; Streptophyta; Magnoliopsida; Sapindales; Anacardiaceae. Bases 33 to 677 code for a protein of 214 amino acids. The record is from RefSeq and is a predicted model, not a curated record. The transcript is spliced from 2 exons.
UCCGAUCAAUCGAUCAUCACUUCUCAGAAUCAAUGGUCAAGAUGACACCAUAUUUCAAAACCCUAUUUCUUCUGAUCCUCCUCACCGCCACCGCACCACAUCCCAUCCACUCCGUCUCCAUCUCCCAAUACCGUUCCCUCCUCUCCAUCUCCCACUCGCUCCUCACGCGCGUCGCGAACCUACGGGCCGAACGUGGCGACAUAUCUGGCGCGAACCGGGCCAAACUCAUGGCUCAAAAGCUGGAGCCAGGGCUCGGGUUAGGCUUCCUGGGGUUCGCCUGGUCAGUGGGAUGGGACUACGCGAAAAAUUACGCGUGGAGGGAGUUGGAUUACCGGGAGCUAUACGGUGCCGCUUCAGAUUUGAACGAUCUGAGGAGCUUUUUAACUGAGUUGAUGAGAUUUGACUCGGACCUUGACAAGGCCACUUGGAUUCGCCGAAAUUACGGGGAUGUCCUGGAGGUUUCGAAACGGUUGUUUGUUAGACUGCUGGGCGUGUUUCGUCAAUCGGGGGCAUUAAGAGAAGUGGUGGAAACAGUGCAGAAGGAAGUGGUGGAAGGAGGUUUAUUGAGGGACUGUUUGGUGGUAAGCAGUAAUGACUUGAAGGGCCUACUUGUAAUUUUUGAAAGUUUGGUUUCCCAGUAUUUUUCUACUCACCAUGAUCAUGAGUAUGACCUGUAAGGCUGUAACUAUAUAAUUAACAUACAACACAACUGAUUUUGUUAUUUAUCUGUUGAUUUUGUUACAGAAUUAAUUUCUAUA